This is a messenger RNA of Galendromus occidentalis (western predatory mite), 442 nucleotides long. RefSeq lists its product as uncharacterized. The record is from RefSeq and is a predicted model, not a curated record. Lineage: Eukaryota; Metazoa; Arthropoda; Arachnida; Mesostigmata; Phytoseiidae. The coding region runs from base 71 to 442 and encodes 123 amino acids. The transcript is spliced from 4 exons.
UUCCGAAGUUGCUCGUUUAGAACGUGAACGCUUCUUCCGUGCGUCAUAGUGUACACUAUCCUCCCGAAGCAUGAUCAGUUUAUUACGAGUAGCCUGGUUCAGUGCUCUCAUGGGAUUUGGCGCAUGCUGGCUCUUCGGGUUCUCGUACCAAAACGUGCGGAUGUGUUUUCUUUCCUCGGCCAUCACUCUCCAGAGUCAGUGCGUCCUUUGUCAACAGCAGAAGUACCUGACGGCUGUCAACGGAUGCACUCGAAACAAUAUACUGCCAGCAAACAUCACACAGCGGGAGGCUUUCUGCAUGAUCUCAUCGUGCAUUGACAACCCUCGACAACACCCGCAAUUGAUCGGUCGAAGACGACGACGAGAAGCCGCUGAGGACAAUGUGGCCUAUGAAGUGUACGUCAACGUUCAAUUAGACGAUGGCGCAGACUACGAAGACUAG